Mycena citricolor is the source of this 554-nucleotide messenger RNA. The record is from the annotation of a GenBank genome assembly. NCBI's taxonomy places the organism in Eukaryota, Fungi, Basidiomycota, Agaricomycetes, Agaricales, Mycenaceae.
CGCGUACUUACAACAUCGAGAGAACGUUUAUAACGUUCCCUGCGGCCGGUAGCAUGCCUCCAUCUCCAGUGCUCUCAGCGAUAAGCCGUGUCCAAAUUCACACUCCCCUCUCCCCAUUUGUCUUUUGACAACUGCGAUGUCGUGCUCUUCUGUAAUGGCGUACUACGGCUACCCUUCCCCACCCGCCCGUGGGACUUACCCAUCUCCCGCCCCAUCUCAUGUCGUCAACAUCCCGACUGCGCCGGAAUCUCAUAAGAAGAAAUCACCAUCCCUGAGUCAUGUUGUGCGCAAGAUCCUCCACCCGCGACGAGACAGCGCUGCGCGCCCCGAUCUGUCGCGCAGCAGCUCGAGUUCAUCCGAUAACGACACGCUCGCGGACACUGAGAUCGAAUCGAAAGCCCCGCAUGCUCCGUGUGCGGAGUAGCACUGCGCCUCCUGCACAUGAUUGCGAUCCAUGCGACCACUCGCGACCUAGACCUGUAUCUCUACCUAGACAUAACAUCCAAUGUAUUUGUGGCUUAUAAACGAUUCGGCGGCCCUUCUUUUUCUUGAAA